GGGUAAUACGAUCUGCAAUCCAUUCGACAACGUCUCUAUAGCAAUAUUAUAGAGUGUUUGACAUUUUCUGUGUACAAUGUCUUCUGGUGACGAGGAAGGAAUGUUCGUCGACGAUGCAAAGGAGGAUUUCGAACUGCCUCCGAAAAUUGCAACGUCCUCGUUGCCAGCCUCAAAGCCAGCGGCCGAGUUCGAAGUCGAACUAAAUGGUUUUGUGAUGAAUAUCAAGAACCUUCCCAAAGAAAUCUACCACUAUCGCGUGGCUCUUACGAAGAUCACGGAUACAAAGACGCGCGAUCUCACUAGAGGGCAAAAACAAGAUUAUGCAGUGCAACUCCGGCGUCGGGUUUGCAUGUCGCUAUUCAACAGCGCUGUGAAGAAACGUGCAGAUAUCUUCUCAAAGCUGUCCAAGUAUUCAUACGUUUAUGAUUGUGGAAAUAGUCUUUACGUGAAGCACCAACUCUAUGAUGGGCGUGGUGAUGACAACUCCGUUAUCACGAUUGAACUACCUUAUGAUGAGAUCACGUCAAAGAACACGAAGGGUUACCUUGGCCAAGCGUGCCUCAAGGUUGAAGUAGAGAUAAGGUUCACACAUGCUCUCAACCCCAUCCUCGAUCUUACUUUGGACGGUGAGGUUGAAAAGAUUCGCGAAACCCAGCGGCUUCUGGAAUUGAUAACUUCCGCCGGAAUUAUCAAGAACGAAGAUCACAUCAUUUUUGACAACAAGGCUUAUGAGCGUUCUUCGCAUCACGACACACCUCUGCCUCAAGGAAAAGUUGUUAAAUGUGGCUUCGAAAAAAAUUGUCGUGCCAUCGAGUCGGCCGGCGAAGCUGUCGCUAUGCUUCAGAUUGGAGCCAAGAAGUCUCCAUUCUUUGGACAGAUGUCUGUAGUAAGCUUUUGCGAAAAGUUUCUUGGCUUGGAGAAUCGUCGAGGAUUGUCUCUAGAAGAAGCUUUGAAAAACCGCCGUUCGGCUUCUGAUGUGGUUAAGCAGUUAAGAGACAUCGCUGUUCGCACGACGCACCUUGAUACAAACCGUGUUGUUUUUAUUCAUGGGCUAGCGAAAGAGAAUGCUUUUACGGCAACAUUUGAACACGAAGGUCAAGAGAUUAAUGUGAACGACUACUUCAUGAAACGCUACAAACGACAGCUAAGGCACCCCGAACUCCCAUUAUGUAUUGAAAGAAGACCGAGAGGUGCAACCUACCAUCCCAUGGAGGUGUUGGAGAUUGAGCGAGGACAACGCGUCACGACGGAGAAGCAAACUUCGCAACUGUCUGAAACAAUGAUCAGGGAAUGCCAACUUCCACCAGCCGCAAUCAAAAAGCAUGUUGAAGAGCAGAUAGAGGGAGCCUCUUUGAACAAUGAUAAUCCAUACAUCAAAGAGUGGGGAAUUAAAAUCUCCUCCCGACCGAUGCGGGCAGUAGCAAAACGAUUCUUCCCUCCUGCGAUAGCCUACGGUGGCUCAAUGAAUGUCCAGCCAAAUAGCCACGGAGAUCUGCAAUGGAGACUCGGUGCAAGAGAGCAAUUCGCCGAACCAGCAAAGUUGGAUUCAAAAUGGACGUUCAUAAUUUUUGAUCGCUGUGUACAAGUCAAUGAUGCUCAGAAUUUCAUCGACGCAUUGUCAAAGUAUUCUUCGCAGCAUGGUGUUCAGAUCUCGCAGAGAUAUGUUGACAUUUUCGAAGCUUCAAGCGAGGUCGAAAGUGAUGUUGAUGCUAUGAUGAAGAAACUGAGCAAGCAUUCCGCAUUUGUAAUGUUUACAACAAAGAUCAAAUUAGAUCCUGUUCACAACCUAAUGAAGCGCCUGGAAGCCCAGUACGGAGUCAUCACUCAACACGUCAGCCAACAGACACUGAUGAAGGCGAUUGGGCAUAAGGGAGCUUUCAUGGUUCUUGGAAACUUGUGCUUGAAGUUGAAUCUGAAACUUGGAGGAGUUAAUCAUAACUUGCGGGUUUCUGAAAGUUUUCUCAAUGCCAAUUCCAAAUUGCGCAACAUGGAUGCCACGCUUUUUCCAAAGACUCGCAUGUUUGUUGGAUUUGAUAUCAGCCAUGCUGGUCCACAGUCUUUUGCUGAUCGUCAGAUGAAGAAGCCACAAAGCGAACCAACUGUAGUUGGGAUGGCAUUCACUGUUGGAGAACCAACAAAAAUUCGUGGAAGUUACUGGAUGCAAGAACCGCGCGAGGCUUCAAUCUCGGACAUCGCAGAAAAUUUUGCCGGUGCAUUAUUGUCUUUCCAUAAAGAAACGAACAAAUUACCUUCUGACAUCAUCGUAUUCCGCUGUGGAUGUUCGGAGGGCGAGUUCAAAAAGGCGCACAAAGAGAUGAUUGAGCUGCAGAAAGCCUUUGCGGAAGUGAAUCAUUUGUACUCCCACGGAAUGUACUCUCCAUCUCUCACAUGCUUGGUCGUGCAAACGAAUUCGAAUUACCGCAUUGUACCAACAAGAAUCGACUCGCAAGCUCGUCCUAUGGACCAGAAUGUUCCGUGUGGGACAGUCAUCGAAGAUGCUACCCACCCUGCAUAUAACGAAUUCUUGAUCGUGCCACAAAAGGCGCUACAGGGAACUGCCCGCGCACUUCGGUGCACUUUAGUUAUGCACAGUAAAGGAACAUCGGGGCAGCUGCUCUCGCUCGAUGAACUGGAGCAAAUUACCAACAUUCUCUGCUAUGGGCAUCAGGUGGUAUGUGGAUCAACUGGCGUUCCGUCAGUUUGCUACUCCGCCACCAAUCUAUCAAAGCGUGGAAGAAACAACUGGAAAACUGAGAAUUUCCGUGACAUUGGUAGCGAAUCGACAGGAUCUGGCGCGAGUGGUGAACGCGGAAGGCUUGUCCACGAUGGCACACCGACGUAUUUCAGAGAUCUCAGUGCAGAACUCGGCAGCAAGCUGAACACGCACUAUUGGGCUUGAGUUGCCCUGUGCAAUAAAUGCAAGUCUUUUUGUUUAGCUCAUGUAUCUAAUGUUUUUGUUAUAUACUGGUGCUGUGCUCUUACGAAGAUCUUUAUAACAAUAUGUAUCUCACUUUGACUUGUUUUUGUUGUUGUUGUUUGCAACCUCUUCGAAAUGUUUUCACCUCUUUUGUUUGUUUAUACGCCCACUGAGAAGUUCGUUAGAUGGUCACUGUUGAUUGGCUUUUCAGCGCGGGUGAGCCAUCGAUUUUUUAGGUCUAUUUCUUUGGAAAAAAAUUCUUUAAUCAUCAAGUUUGUAAAAAACAGUUUGCGCUUAGGAGCCAUCGAAAGUGGUCAUCAUUCACUUACUACCCAAGAAUAGCUUUUGUAUAUUAAUGUAACCGCAGAGUAAUAUUUGUUGUACGUCAGAUU
Molecule: messenger RNA, 3309 nt
Organism: Cylicocyclus nassatus
Lineage: Eukaryota; Metazoa; Nematoda; Chromadorea; Rhabditida; Strongylidae
Source: the annotation of a GenBank genome assembly